CGUCAGCCAAACGUUUCCGGUGCUUAGUCAGUGUACAUUUCCGGUGAGAGUCUCUACACGCAGACAUGCCACUUGCAAAGGAUCUGUUGCACCCGAGCUCUGAGGAGGAAAAGAGGUGUCACAAGAAAAAACGUCUCGUUCAGAGUCCUAAUUCCUAUUUUAUGGAUGUCAAAUGUCCAGGUUGCUACAAGAUCACCACAGUGUUCAGCCACGCUCAGACUGUAGUGCUGUGUGUCGGCUGUGCCACAGUCCUCUGCCAGCCUACAGGAGGGAAAGCUCGCCUUACAGAAGGAUGCUCAUUCAGGAGGAAACAGCACUAGUUUGACCGGAGGUGGUUGGACACAGUUUAGGAGGAGAAUGAACAGCACUUGAUGGACAUCAAGUAACACUGCCAUGGAGCUGAUUCAGCAGUGAGGAGAUGGAGAGCGGGGAAACAAAUCAUGUAAUCUUAGAAGUCUCUACGGACUGCACAGUGAUUUGCCAUCGUCGAGACCCGACCAACACCACCUAUCAUUAAUUCCUCUCUUAAUAAACCUAGGUUGUUUUUUGGUAAAAAUAAUCUUGCAUGUUUGUCAUCUAGUUUGUUCUUUUUGCCUGAAGGUUCUUAGAUGUCAUUAGUCUGGUAAAAGACUUGUCAGCUCAGGACCACCUAAAAAUGUGCUGCUAAAGUUCAGGGCAUUUGAGGACUCUGGCAUUGGUUUCCUCCAAGUGUACAGAUGUGUGGCCUCAACAGUUUUCAGGGGCAAGUGAUUUGCAUUUGUUUGCAUUACACCCUCAAUGUUUAAGCACAGACAUUUACAGGAAGUUGAGGGUGUACAAUGAGCCUUACAGAUAUCGUUAACCAGUUGCUCAGCAUAUAGAUUUAUGCAAACUUCUUUUUAAAACCGCAGAACAGUUUUAUGGAGACAAACUGCGGCUGAAAUUUGCAAAUUACAUUCAAGAAACUGGCCUUAACUACAGUUUUACUAUGUUAAAGCUGCAUGAUUGAAUGUUGAUUGAUGUGUUAGAGCUGCUACUAAAUGCAUAUAUGCUAAGUUAAAGCUACAGUGAAGUCAACAUUUUAUUUAUAACGGUAGACAAUGUUGUCAUCACUGCCUGGUCCAGGGCCCACUCGCUCUGAACGAGGGUCGAUUCAGGGAAAGUCAUCGCUGGCUCUGCUUCUGUUUCCUGAUGCUUACAGAGCACAGCAACACUAAAUGUCCUCAUUAUGAAUGAUUGUGGUGGUGAAUUCACAUGUUAUUGCAAGCUUCCUGUGAAGAUGAUAAUCGGGGAUGAAUUCACACUUAGCUUGGUUGGAGAUAAACUGCCUAAAAUCAUUUGUGUCCUGCAGCUUUAGUUGAGGCGUAUGGGUCAGUGACUGCAUUGUGUUGUGUACUGAAUAAAGAAAUUAAUUAAAUUAGCAGAGAGAGUAAAUAAGAACUUUCUUGUUGCUAUGGUGACAUUCUUUUCUUAUGUCCUGCUUGUACAUUGGACACAACUUACAAAUAAAAUGAUUAAUACGA
This is a messenger RNA of Cottoperca gobio, 1502 nucleotides long. RefSeq names its product ribosomal protein S27, isoform 2 (gene rps27.2). The transcript has 4 exons. The coding region runs from base 66 to 320 and encodes 84 amino acids. Gene Ontology annotation, biological process: translation. Gene Ontology annotation, cellular component: ribosome. The record is from RefSeq and is a predicted model, not a curated record. Gene Ontology annotation, molecular function: structural constituent of ribosome. NCBI's taxonomy places the organism in Eukaryota, Metazoa, Chordata, Actinopteri, Perciformes, Bovichtidae.